CUAUCAGCUGAUAAAUACUACAUUCAUGCGCGCUGACACCCUUCGAGUGGUGACGGUGGUUUCGAUCGCCCGAGACGGAUUGUCGGUGUGUUGUUAUGAAACGUGACGGAUCGCAUUUACGAGAGUACAAAGCGUCGCGCACAUUCCAGCCGAGGAGGACUCGCGAAGAGAAAUGACAAAUCCAGCCGAGUCGGGAGCGCUCAGGCACUAAUUGGCGAGGAUACCCUCUGGCAAUCAAUGGCAUAAAUGCGCUCGGCUAUCAGCGUUAUCCUGUCGAGUCCGGUACCCGACAACAAGAUGUCCCAUCCCGAUUAUGAGCAAACCGCCCACGAUCACGCCGCCCUGUUGCUGCUGCUGAGGCCGAUCGGCGCGCAGAUCAAGCCGAAGACGGUCGGUAGGUUAUGUGAGAGGAUCAUCAAAGCUGGCAGCAGGUUCUCCGUGUCCGACUCCAGCGGCGGCACCCGGGAGAUCCUCGCGAGGUUCGUUCGCGAGCACCCCGUAGAGAACAACGAUUGGGGGGACUUUCAGACUCACAGAAGGCUGCUGGGUCUCAUCACGUUCGGCAAGUACGACAACCAGGCGGAGCUGAACGAACUGUGCAGGCUGCACGAGACCUUGAAGGUGAAGUACAGCAGCACCUUGUACGACUCACGAGCCAUCCUCUUCGGCUCGCUCGAGUCGAACGGCCGUCACGAACCACCGCCGGGUUACACCACACCCAGCAAUUUCAAGACCCGUGCGGUGUUCUACGCGGACGAGUCGUGUCCUGACCUAGAAACACAAAUCGCCGAGUACCUAAAUUUUCUAUUCUGGAUCUUGGAGUCUAAGAGGCUGGAGCGUUCUAGAGAAAAGAUAGACCGCGUCUCCCUUCUGUUAGCACCGUUCGAGAAGAAAGACUUCAUAGGACUGGAUCUUGAGUCUAGGAAUAAUAAGAAGAGAUGCGUAGGUCGUAUGACGAAGCAUCUGGGGGACCUGUGUCUUCAGGCCGGGCUCCCAGCUGAAGCGUUGAGUCAUUAUAAUUCUGCGGCCAAUAUCCUGCAGGCGGUCAACGACUGGCUGUGGUUGGGCGCCGCUUACGAAGGUCUCUGUGCCGCUUCGGUCUUGGUUCUGUACCCAAAUAUGUGUCGAAGUCUUCCGUUGCAGAGGAACUCUUCUCUACAAGAGGGAAGUCCGAGUAAACAGAGACGAGGAUCGCAGGCUAUCGCAGUUCUGCCGGCCCCACCUAGUAUAGAAGUGAUAAAGACCAGCAUGCCACACAUUUUACAGCCCGAUGAAAUAUCUAAGAAAUAUCGUGAUGCUAUAGUGCAUUAUAGUAAAUAUCAGUACGCAGGUAUAAUUGAAACCGAGGCUAGUUUUAAGGCCACAAGAAUCUCGAUUGAGCAGAACUGCACCUUGCAAGCUGCUUCGUAUUUAAAUAACGUUGUGCUGAUUAAUUUGCCUUUGAGCGAGCAGGAAAAAAUUGACCGAUUUACCACACUAUCAGAUCUAUACACGAGCUUUGGUUUCGAUAGAAAAGCCUCAUUCUGUUUGCGUUUAGCCGCCACACGCCAUGUAUCGCAAAAUAACCCCAAUCCAGAUUGGCAGCAGUGUUACAACUUGAUGUUACAAGCCACGCCCGGAUUUAAGUUGUCCUUGGAUCCUGUCGAUAUGCCGCUAGAUGGACAAAGAGGAUGGCCGGUUAUACAGAUUCAAGUGAUAAAUGAGCUUGUUGCCGCUGCGAAUCGAAUGGGUAACCCAGCCCUCGCCACGAGGCACAUGACAUUUCUGCUUCAAACGAUGUACAAUCACCUAACGCCCGACGAGCGGAAAGACACCGCGUUGCAGCUUCAGAGCGUGUCGCAACAGUGCGAGGGUGCACCAGUGCCUCUUGUUUUAGAUUCUGGAACCGUCAUACCGCCAGCUAACUUGCUGAAUAUACCAAAAACAAAAUCGUUCACUCUGAAGAACAUGCAGCCACAUUUACAACCUCAGAAAAUAGAGAGAGUGAAAGAAGAUCACGGCCCAUUCCUGUUCACACCGAUCAACUUCGGCUCGUUGGAACGCAAAAAUACCUCGAAAAGUAAAGUCGAUUACUUGUGGGUGGAAGGAGACAUCUGCGAGGUGUCGAUGCAGCUCAUAAAUCCUUUGCCGUUCGAGCUGCACGUGUCUAACAUGAGGCUCUUGACGAAUGGCGUGGUGUUCGAGUCGAUACCGGAAAGCAUCAGUCUGCCCGCCAAGUCCGGGCCGAUGGCGGUUACGUUAGCAGGCAGGCCCAAGGAAGUCGGCGAUUUGGAGAUACUCGGUUUCAGCACGCACACGCUAGGAGUGAAGUCGAACUGUCGGCUGAGGCACAUGGAGGGCAUGCUGCACCCGCAAUACACGGUCGAAGUAAUUCCGGCCUUACCAAGGAUCGAGGUCGCGACCAGUUUACCUCAAACCGCCAGUUUCAGCUCGGGCGAUAACAUAGUCACGAGCGCGAGCAUAUCGCUCUACGGCGGUGAGAGUGCCGAGUGUACCGUGACAAUAACGAAUGCCGGGCAGGUCCCCAUCGAGAUGGUCGAGUUAUCGGUACAGUCCGCUUUAGAUGCAGUAACCGAGAGUAAAAUAUUCAAGUGGAGCGAUGAGAACCUAAUGAUGCAGUUACCUCUGCAACCUGCCAGCAGCGCGAGUCUCACUCUGUAUCUGUACGCAGCGACGGAUUUCGUGGCGCCUUCGAUUAGAAACGAUGUUACCAGCAGCACCUGCCUCAGCCAACCGAGCAGCUUAAUGUCGCAUUCGGGCCACAGUUCUCUGCCGUCUAGGCUCAGCUCUCCAUCCCACCAUACCAAGAGACAAUCCGAGCUGACCUCCUCCUUCAGGUCGGGGGUGAGCUCGCAAUCCGGUCAUUCCUCCUUGGCGAGCACGCGUCUGUCGAAACUGGCGAUACCUCUGCACACGUCCAACGUCAUCGAGGGUCAGUUGAGAAUAAAAUAUUCGGGAGGUGCCGGCUUGACGGCUGGUUACUGCAGGACUUCGUCUGUUUUCGUAACCAUCGAGAUGCUGCCCAGUGUACAAAUCACCAAUUGGGACGUUUUGCCGGCUGAAACGCCGUUGCAAUUCUAUCUCGUGUUGGACGUGACGAAUAUGACAAAUCAUGAGAUGGAGUUACACUACACGCAGACCAAAUGUAUAUACAUGGAAGGUAAAGAACCAUGUAGGAUACCCGUGCCGGUUGACCGAUGUCCGCUUAAUAAAUUGUCUAUGUUGAACGGCGCAGGUGAGACCGGUGAACUCCAAAAAAUAUGCGCUGAACACAUAGCCUCGCUGGUCGACCUGCGCUGGCAAUUAUUAGGUACAGAGUCAACGGGUAAAGCGACUCUGUCUGGCAUCACUCUGACUCAGGAUAUGCUGGAUCUGGUGAGAAUGAGUCCUCUUCAAUGGGAGAUAAUCAUCAACGACGUUACCGUGAAAGCGCAGGAUGAAUUGACCUGCGGCUUGGGCGAGUGUAUCAGUGUAGGUGUGGGAGUGUGCAAUGCUCUGGAACAUCCGCUGAACGAUCUCACAUUGUCCAUCAACUUCUAUCAGGAUCAUCACAAUGGAGUUAACAAUUAUCAGUUAGAAACGAGGCUAUCCAUAGCUGGUGCGAAUAAAGUCAUGCUGCCUGCUUUGCAGGAAUACGGCAGAGCGUAUCACGAAUGUCGGGUGGUGUUUUUCACAGCCGGCCAGUACAAGAUCGAUAUUCAAUGCAGUAGUAAAGAAUCCGCCCCGAACUCUCCAGUACUUUACUCGGAACUGGUAAAUGCCGGGCACACAUGGCGCUACAUUCCGCCGAUCGAAAUAACAGUUGAUGAUUAUUAAGAAAUCACUGUCCACCUAAAUACUUGUAAAUUGUAAUAUUUGUAAAAUUGAUUAUUAAAAGCGUGAAUUUCUCCCUUUAA
Messenger RNA from Dinoponera quadriceps, 3896 nucleotides. RefSeq names its product protein brunelleschi (gene brun). Lineage: Eukaryota; Metazoa; Arthropoda; Insecta; Hymenoptera; Formicidae. Gene Ontology annotation, cellular component: trans-Golgi network. The transcript has 12 exons. The record is from RefSeq and is a predicted model, not a curated record. The coding region runs from base 247 to 3816 and encodes 1189 amino acids.